Molecule: messenger RNA, 2170 nt
Organism: Cuscuta europaea
Lineage: Eukaryota; Viridiplantae; Streptophyta; Magnoliopsida; Solanales; Convolvulaceae
Source: the annotation of a GenBank genome assembly
GGUGCAUUUAGCAUGGUGACAGUAAACAAUUCACAUUCUCAUUACCACCUAAGGGGCCCCAUUGAGAGCUGGUUUGGUAGCUUGAUUUGGCUUAUUAUGAGCAUUAUAAUCAGAAUACGUAGCUCUUGCCUUCUUAUUUGGUACAAAUGUGUUUUACCAAAUGCUUUAGAAAAUCCAGCACUUUCAAUCAUUUCAGCCAAAUAACCUGAACCCAACAGGCUUUAAGCCCACAAGGGGCAAAUGAUCCAGUCUUUGAGUCAAAUGGCAUGCACCAAACGGGCAUCAAGUCCAUAUGGGCAAACAAUCCAGUCAUUUCUGCAAAAUAACACUUAUCAACGGGCUUUAAGCCCACAAGGCGCAAACAAUCCAUUGUCGGAGCUUUGAAUGGUCAAUUCCGCAUGCUCUCAGAGUACUAAGUGUAAGGGCAGCCUGUGAUCAUCAACCUUUCAAGGUAUGCAUUGAACUUAGGGGGAUGAGAAAUUCUUGUUAUGCAGGCUUUGUUAAUUGAUAUUACUUCAUAUUUAAUUGACUUGGUAUAAAGCACAAAGGGGCAAACAAUUCAGUCAUUUCAGUCAAAUAACCCUCACCAACCUGGUUCUAAGUCCACAAGUGGCAAACAAUCCGUUGUGGGAGCCUUGAGUUGUCAAUUAUGUGCUCUUGGAGUAAUGAAAUGCUUUCUUAAUCGAUAUUACAGCAUAUUUAACUGGCCGUGAGAUACUUCACGUGAUAAGUGCUUAAAUAAAAGGAUAUUAACAUAAACAGUUGGCAUUUUGGAGCUGACUCGGCCUUUCUGGCCUCGCAGUGCGCACGCCUGUCGAAAUCGGGCAGUGUAGGUUUCAGGCUUAAUCCUGUGAACUCUGUUCCUCUCUUUGCUUUCUUAUGCUAAAUUAUGAAGAAACUAUUAUGAAAAAUAUCAACAAUGUCACUAUACUGACAGCAGGCGAGCAGAAAAGAUCAAUUAAGAUAAUCUUUUUAGGUAUUACUACUUCACCUUUAGGCACAAACAGAAAUUGAACCAUAAUCCUGCUACUAGUGCUGGCAAUUACUACUUGUGACGCGGUUAGGACGUAUGUGACAUCACUAAUUACUACCUACUAAAAAUGGUUAGUCUUUGGAGUUCUUAUAAAAGUACAAUAACUCCACAUUGACCACAUCGCUUUCUUGACACUCUCUCUCACACUAAGCUAUGUGAAGUUGCCAUUGCACAUUUGCAUCUUCCCUAGAGGUCCCCUUCAGGCUUCUUCUGUUUAUAAAAAAAUCAACUUUAUGGAAUAACAUUCCUAUUUUUGAUUGAUUUUGUCUUUUCUUGUCUCUGUUUCGUCUAUUUUAAUUUCCAGGAGAUUCAUGGGGGCUUCAUGGUAUGAAAUUACGGAUGAGAUGUUCAGGAGUUUCCACAAAAUUGACAGAGAGCUCUACUCCAUCCUAGUUUUCGAGCUUGGACACGAGCACUUUGAAUCCGUAGAGAUAUUAGCCUUAUGGAUAUGGUUGGAACGGUCCGGCUUCAAGAACGUUGUCCAAAAGAUAUUAUCUUUACCCAUAAAUGUAAUCAACGAACUUGCUGUUGAUGCCAUCACGUGCCUCAAAUGCAUCAAAGAUGCAACAUCACCUUGUGAGGUUGGGCUGACUCAGCGUGUUAUCGGGAAACAGUUUUCGCUCCGGUUUUUGCAUGAGAAUCGGGUGAAGGCAUCACGAGGGGUCCAGGAUGCGGUGGCUGAGGUUUGUGCCAAGGCGUUGAAAGAUCUCGUGCUGGUGCCUGAAGAGGAGAGGACGAUGUUUGCCACGUUCUCAAAGGGAUACCCAGUGUCAGAGGGGGAAGUUAGGAGGUUCUUUACUAAGGUGUUGGGGAACUGCAUAGAGUGCAUACACAUGCAGGCAGUGAAGCCGCAAGAGGAGCAGCCUCUGUAUGCACGGGUCGUCUUCUUCGAUCCUACGCACAUUGACCUCAUUCUCAAUGGUGAGCACAAGGCGAAGUUCACCAUCAACGGUAAACAUGUCUGGAUGCGCAGAUUUGUCCCCCCCCAAAAACACUAACUUCUCUCUACUGCCUUUGACCCCUCCCAGUCUAUGAAAUUCAAAUCCUGGCCUUCAUGUGUUUAGUCUGUGGUUUCAGUUAUUUUGCAGUUACUCUGUCAAUGGAUUGUCUUUAUGUAUAGUUUUUGUAAGAUCAAAC